ACAUCAUGGAUCUUCCUCUGACAGCAGCCCUGCUCAUGGACUGGACCAGCUCAAUGGUUUCACACUCCGUCUGUUGACCAGUAGCACCAGCGAUGUCUGUGAGCUCGCUCCUGCGGUGCAGCCUCAGGCUGGAGAGGAAACACGUGACCACUCGUUUAGUCCAGCAGAGAGCUCUGUCAGGGGCAGAUACUGUCAACGCACUCAGACCUUUUUACUUUGCUGUCCAUCCAGACUUCUUUGGUCAACAUCCCAGGGAACGGGAAGUGAAUGAGAACUCAUUAAAGAGACUUAAUGGCUAUUUGGAAAACCUGCAGAAGCAUGGCUCACGCUCACUUCAGCCGAUGAAGCUCACCUUUUAUGUCAGGGACACGAAAGACAACAGUGAUAUGCAGCCAGACCUCCUCGUCCCAGGGUUCCGGUCAGUGAGUUUCACCCUUCACACACACGAUGUCUUGAGCACAGUGAUCAAUGUGUUAAAGUCCUGCAGCCUGUCCGUGGAGCACAUGAAAGGCCUGAGAGCAAGUGCAGAGACGUCUAAAAAUCCACGUGAGGCAGGUGUGCCUUUCUAUAGACCCAUCAAAUGGAAUAAGAGCUACUACAUCUUCACUGGUUUCAGGGACCCUGAGCAGGAGCUGCAGCAGGCCAGGAAAAUUGAGCCUUCACUCAGCUUGUGGCUGAGAAACAAUGAGCCUGAAGCAACGAAGAAGCACAGUGCUAGUCUUCCUCGGAGAGAGGAGCUGAACAGACUGAAGAGGGAGCUGUGUCACAGAUUUGAUCUGGCUGAUAUCAGGUGGCAGCGCAGCUGGGGAGUGGCCCACAGAUGCUGUCAGCUUCAGAGUCUGAGCCGUCUGUCACAGCAGAGCCCGGAGGCCCUGGUCCACCUGCAAGGACACACUGUUAUGUUUGCUGACCAGUCGGGGAUGAACGCCUCUGGACACAUUAUGCUGGGAACCAUGGAUGUUCAUAAUCAGUGGACCAAAAUGUUUCAGCAGCUGUCCAGCUAUCGUAGCCUGCAGCAGCAGACAGACUGGCUGAAGGAGAGGAUCAGCCUCCUGCUGGGUGGUGCUCAGGUGGUCCACAUGGAGAGACUGGGACCAGUUCAGCCUAUCUCUGAGCAUUACAGCACCCUCAGCACCUUUCAUAAGAGCCUGAUGUCUGGACACCUUCGCCUGCACCCCAGAAGUCUGCAGGGGCUCAACAUGUCACUGGCAAAUGACCGUUCUAGCCUUAGUCUUCAUGAGAUGGGGCAGUUCAUCAUCCCAACCAACUGUGACCCUCCCAAGCUGCAGGUCUUCCUCCAAAGCCACGCCCCCGAGGCCAGAAUGCGCACCCAUCGCACAAAACAGCUGCAGGCAGAGGAGGAUGCUGUGGUGAAGCAGUGUCUCCAGAGUCUGUCUCUGAGGAGUCUGUCCAAGGAGCCCAGUGUCAGUUCCAGUCAAAUGAUCCUGUGCUGUAAAAGGCUGCUGGAGCAGCGCUCCCCCCUCAUGCAGGGCCUACACAUCUGUGUCUCUCACUUCUACUCGGUCAUGCAGGACGGGGACCUGUGUCUUCCCUGGGACUGGAAGAGCUGAGCUAGAGAGACACAGUCCCAGCUGCAGGAUAUCACUCAGUCCAGAGUUGGAAAGACACGUUUCAGCAGUUUGGUGUUGUUUAGGCAACAAAUACACUCUGUAUCAGGACUGUUUGUUAGAUAUCAGGUCACAACAGAUGUCAUAUCUGAUGGUUCUGAUGGUUCAUGGGAAAACUCAAGUUUCAUUCAAGCUGGACCCUGUGGGCUUGUCCAAUAAAAAGCACUUUAUCCUCCUGCUGGAAAAGCCCAACAGGAAAAUCGGGUUGGUCAGCAGAGGUCAAAGCUUCCCAGUCUGGGGCUAGGACUCCCCUGGGUGUUGCAAAUUUAGUAUUUACAUGAAAGGGAAACAAUUAACAAUACUAAUGCAUAUACUUGUUUUUUUGUACUUUUCUCCACUGUUUGCUUAUUUACUAACUUGACAAUCUGUAUAGGCCAUGUUUGACUUGUAAUUGCCAGAAGACAAACGGUACAGAACCAUAUUAAAAGUGCAAUAGGAUGAGGUUUCCAGGUUUAAAACGUUGUCAUAGGCUUGGUCUGAGAACGACAGUAUUUAUGGUUGCUGUGUGAAUUGCACUGGGAAGGAAAUCAAUAAUGGUUCUGUUACACACACUACCAGAGAGCUAAAUGUAAGCAAGUAGUUACUACAUCAUUAAAUGUAAUAGCAUAAUAUUACUACUCUAAUUGACUGACAUGAGAGUAUAGUUUGCUUUAAAUAAAACUGGAGUCUGAUUUCAUCUAAAGGUCUCUGUGCUCGUUCACAGGAGAAGUGACAGAAUUUGGAAGAUGAUAGAUGAGAAGUCGGGAGAUUCAAACCAUAGCUUCAUGGUUCAUCUAGAGAUCAGAAGCUCAGAACAGAAACUUAUUUAUGUGACUGUGGGAAGACAUUUAAUCAGGCAUUAACAAACCCUCUACUGUGUCAUGUAACCUUAUGAAGCAUGUAGUGUCACCUGUAUGUCGUGUAAAAAAGGACUCACCAGGACUGAGACGUAUGACCAGGGAUUGCUUCACUGAACAGAACUUUUGUGGACAUGUGAGACAUUUCAGAUGCUGGAGCAGUCUGACUCCUUCGACUAUGGAUCGAUGCUUAUUUUGUGGCAGGGUGUGUUUAAACAAUACAGUGAAACACACAGGGAGGUGGAGAGAUCUGAUCCAUUGCCGUGUCUGAAAUCUCCAUCUUUCACUGCUCAUUCACUGCUGCCUCUACUGACACUAGGUAGUGAUUAGCAAAGUGAGACUUUAAACCUUUUACCUUCAUCUUAAAGCAUCAUGACUGCUGUGGUUAUAAUUAUCACACCUAAAAAAUUUGGACCUUAUAAAAUUUUGACUCCCAUUAAUGGGAGAGGACACUGGACUGGGAUUUGAUCAUUAAUCACAUUCGCUCCCUCUCUGUGAAUUGUUAAAAUUUGAUUUAAUGUAAUAAGUUCUUAAUGGAACAAGUUGUUACAUCUUAUGCAAAAUGUUACAUUAGGACUUCAGUGCAACCUGUUUUAUGCAAUAACAUGUCACACAGUAUAUUGUUAUACAUUACAAUGUAAUGCUUUAGGGGCCAGGCUGUAAUUUGCACUUCCUAAUGCUGGUAUUAUUGUUUGCAUGAUUCACACAGUCCAACUAUGCCACCUGUAUUUGUCGAGUAAUGUAUAGAGUUGCCAUGUAAACCAAUGUUUUGUAUACUGAAAUCAGAGAAAUGUCAUCAUCCACCUCAGAAAAAGAACAAAGCCAAGAACCAAAUAUAUUUUCAAACCUAGUUGGCCUAUGGAUUUAUAGAGAGAGGGUCAAUCCAGCAUUCAGGGGGUGACCACUGUGGCUUCCACUGCUCACCAAGCAAAACUAGAGGUAGUCAAGAGUCACACGAAUAACAGUAAAUAAAAUUUAUUUUAAUUUGCUCAGACAACACACUGGUUCCUUAGUCAAAUGGAAAUAAAAUGUGAGCCGGUCUCAGUUCAUGGAGCAGAACUCUUCACUCAUCAGCCAGAGCCAAGUCUCCAUUUCAUUCGGCUCCUGAUGCUGAGGGGAACCAGCUUCAUAAAUAGGGUUGUGUGAUGUGUUAGUGUGUGUAUGCAGUUCAUGGGGGUCAGAGGAAGCGGAGGAGGCUCAUUUGCGCUGCACUUGUGUGAAGGAUGAGGGCAGUUGGAAGGGCUGGACCUGUUUCUUGCGGGAGUCUGGCGACACCCUCUGGACUGCUGUGGGCAGCAGCUGGUUCCGUUUGAUGAUCUGCAGAGCCAGCUGGGUGUUUCCUGAGGAGACAACACAGACAGAGCAGGGUAUAACCUUUCACACUCAGAGGAUAAAUCACCUGUUUGGAGAGCCAAUACGCCAGUAGUAGCAGAAAGCUCUGUCCCAAUCUGUACUUACUGAAUGACCAAAAUGUAGAUUUAAUACUACUCUCUUCAGUGUUAGGUAGGUGAAAACUUGAAAGCUGAUGAUAGAUUCCAACGCGUGUACUUACACUCAACACCUAUGGGCUCCUCUAUCCUGACUGAGGACCAGAUGAUGAACAUGCCACAAUUAUUACCUUAGGUGGUUGUGUUUCCUAGCAGGAUUACGCAAAUUAACUACUUUACCACAUCGGUAGAAAAUUGGUAAAAGAGUGGAUAAGGGCAUCGAGGCAAUAUAUUUUAGGAAUGGAUUUGAUUAAGCAACAGCUCCAGGAUUAUUUUACUUUAACAUGAAGGAACAUGCACUCUCAGUUCAUCAAAUAAAAAUAAAUAACUUGUGACAA
Molecule: messenger RNA, 4289 nt
Organism: Limanda limanda (common dab)
Lineage: Eukaryota; Metazoa; Chordata; Actinopteri; Pleuronectiformes; Pleuronectidae
Gene: tcaim
Product: T cell activation inhibitor, mitochondrial
Exons: 10
Coding region: 93-1571 (492 amino acids)
Cellular component (GO): mitochondrion
Source: RefSeq, a predicted model, not a curated record